Molecule: messenger RNA, 895 nt
Organism: Striga asiatica
Lineage: Eukaryota; Viridiplantae; Streptophyta; Magnoliopsida; Lamiales; Orobanchaceae
Source: the annotation of a GenBank genome assembly
GAAAAUCACACCAAUUUUUUUUUUUCUUCUUUUUAGUUUUAUAAGAUAACGUAAAUUUUCCUAUUAUUAUUCGGUUAGCUUUGUUUCAUGAGUAGAAACAUCAUAUUCAUAUCCCAUCCUUUCACAGUUCCCGUCUUCAUCAAAACUCUCUCUGCACUCCCAAACUCCCACAAAAUCUCUUCUCCUGAUUGUUUUUUCGAUUAAUUAACAAUUAUUUUUUCCUUUUCUGUUAGCUAUAAAAAUGGCAUUUUCCAUAAAUACUUCUCCUUUUCUCCUAAAUCCUCUCGAUUCUCCUCUCCUUUCCUCAGUGCUCUCUCCUCCCCAACACCUCGCCGCACCGAAUCCCAUCUCAAACGAUUGUACAAGUCCCAAGGUUUUGCGUUUGGGUCGUCGUGGAGCAGGCGCCGCCACCGUGAAGUGCCGGGCCACCGCCGAGAACAGAGUUAUGUCCGGCGAUAGAAUGUUGGUUUUUGUGCCGCCACAUCCUUUAAUCAAGCACUGGAUUUCAGUUCUUAGGAAUGAGCAGACACCAUGCCCCAUCUUCAGGAAUGCUAUGGCCGAGCUUGGGAGGUUUCUAAUUUACGAGGCAUCAAGAGACUGGCUGCCGACUAUCACUGGAGAGAUUUCUUCACCAAUGGGUGCUGCCUCUGUGGAAUUUAUCGAUCCAAGGGAUCCCAUUGCUAUUGUUCCCAUACUGAGAGCUGGCCUUGCUCUUGCGGAGCAUGUAUCUUCUGUUCUGCCAGCAACAAGCACGUACCAUUUAGGGAUUAGCAGGGAUGAAGAAACACUCCAGCCGACUGUAUAUCUGAACAAAUUGCCCAAAGAAUUUCCCAAAGACGCUCGAGUAUUUGUUGUGGACCCCAUGCUCGCAACAGGUAAGUAUUUUGAGUUUUAA